Molecule: messenger RNA, 2218 nt
Organism: Nannospalax galili (Upper Galilee mountains blind mole rat)
Lineage: Eukaryota; Metazoa; Chordata; Mammalia; Rodentia; Spalacidae
Gene: Ndc80
Product: NDC80 kinetochore complex component
Exons: 17
Coding region: 159-2087 (642 amino acids)
Biological process (GO): attachment of mitotic spindle microtubules to kinetochore
Cellular component (GO): Ndc80 complex
Source: RefSeq, a predicted model, not a curated record
GGUGACGUCACUUCGGCGGAGCUUUAUUUAAAAUUCCAACGGCCCGAGGUUGGCGGAGGCCGAAACUCUUGUUUUGGCGGCUGUUUCCGUGUAGUUGUGCACUUUGCAGACACUCGGCCGCAGGGUCUCGUCUGGAAACGGAAAGAAAGGUUAUAAGCAUGAAGCGCAGUUCAGUUUCCACUGGCGGUGCUGGCCGCCUCUCCAUGCAGGAGUUAAGAUCUGUGGACCUCAAUAAACCAGGCCUCUAUACCCCUCAAACCAAAGAGAAAUCAACCUUUGGGAAGCUGAGUAUAAACAAACCUACAUCUGAACGAAAAGUCUCAGUAUUUGGUAAAAGAACUAGUGGACAUGGAUCCCGGAAUAGUCAAUUUGGUAUAUUUUCCAGUUCUGAAAAAAUCAAGGACCCAAGACCACUUAAUGACAAAGCAUUCAUUCAGCAGUGUAUUCGACAGCUCUGUGAGUUUCUUACAGAAAAUGGUUAUGCAUAUAGUGUGUCCAUGAAAUCUCUACAAGCUCCAUCGAUUAAAGACUUCCUAAAGAUCUUCACCUUUCUUUAUGGUUUCUUGUGUCCUUCGUAUGAACUUCCAGACACAAAAUUUGAAGAAGAGAUACCAAGAAUUUUUAAAGACCUUGGGUACCCAUUUGCACUCUCUAAGAGCUCCAUGUAUACAGUGGGAGCCCCUCAUACCUGGCCACACAUUGUGGCAGCCUUGGUUUGGCUGAUAGAAUGCAUCAAGAUACAUAUUGCCAUGAAAGAAAGCUCACCUUUAUUUGAUGAUGGACAGCCUUGGGGAGAAGAGACUGAAGAUGGGAUUAUACACAAUAAGCUGUUUCUGGACUACACCAUAAAAUGCUAUGAGAGUUUCAUGACUGGUGCUGACAGCUUUGAAGAGAUGAAUGCAGAGCUACAGUCCAAGCUGAAGGAUUUAUAUAAUGUAGAUGCUUCCAAGUUGGAAUCAUUAGCAGCAAAAAACAAAGCAUUAAAUGAACAGAUUGCAAGAUUGGAACAAGAAAGAGAAAAAGAACCGAAUCGUCUGGAGUCAUUGAGGAAACUGAAAACUUCCUUACAAGCAGAUGUUCAAAAGUAUCAAGCAUACAUGAGCAAUUUGGAAUCUCAUUCGGCCAUUCUAGACCAGAAAUUGAAUGGUCUUGAUGAAGAAAUUGCUAGAGUGGAAUUAGAAUGUGAAACAAUAAAACAGGAGAAUAUGCGGCUGCAGAAUAUCGUUGAUAACCAGAAAUACUCAGUUGCCGACAUUGAAAGAAUAAACCAUGAAAAAAAUGAACUGCAGCAGACCAUUAAUAAAUUAACCAAAGACCUGGAGGCUGAACAACAGCAAUUGUGGGAUGAGGAACUAAAAUAUGCCAGAGGCAAAGAGGCGAUUGAAACACAGUUAGCAGAGUAUCACAAAUUGGCUAGAAAAUUAAAGCUUAUCCCUAAAGGUGCUGAGAAUUCCAAAGGUUAUGACUUUGAAAUUAAAUUUAAUCCUGAAGCUGGUGCCAACUGCCUUGUCAAAUACAGAGCUCAAGUUUAUGUACCUCUCAAAGAACUCUUGAAUGAAACUGAAGAAGAAAUUAAUAAAGCUCUAAAUAAAAAAAUGGGUUUGGAGGACACUUUAGAACAGUUGAACACAAUGAAAACAGAAACCCAGAGAAGUGUGAGGACUCUGAAGGAGGAGGUCCAGAAGCUGGAUGAUCUUUACCAACAGAAAGUCAAGGAGGCUGAGGAAGAGGAUGAGAAAUGUGCCAGUGAGCUUGAGUCAUUGGAGAAGCACAAGCACCUGCUGGAGAGUGCUGUUAACGAGGGCCUCAGUGAAGCCGUGAAUGAGUUAGAUACUGUCCAACGGGAGUACCAGCUAGUUGUACAGACCACAAGCGAACAAAGAAGAAAAGUGGGGAAUAACUUGCAGCGUCUUUUAGAGAUGGUUGCGACCCAUGUGGGGUCUGUCGAGAAACAUCUUGAAGAGCAGAUUGCUAAAGCUGAUAGAGAGUAUGAAGAAUGCAUGUCAGAAGAUCUCUUGGAAAAUAUUAGAGAGAUUGCAGAAAAGUAUAAGAGUAAUGCCUCUCUGCUUAAGGCUUCUGAUGAAUGAAGAUAAAUUAAUGGUGAUUAUCUUGUAUCUUUCCUAAACAUAGUUCAUUAACUGAAAAUGUGUCCUGAAGUUAUGAUAACUUGUUGGAUUUUUUUUAUAUAAAAAAACAGUUAAUAAAGUAUAUCAGUUAA